Messenger RNA from Amphibalanus amphitrite, 580 nucleotides. RefSeq lists its product as uncharacterized. NCBI's taxonomy places the organism in Eukaryota, Metazoa, Arthropoda, Thecostraca, Balanomorpha, Balanidae. The annotation marks the transcript as partial. The record is from RefSeq and is a predicted model, not a curated record. The transcript has 5 exons.
GGUCGCGGGAGAGGCCGCCGCUGCAGCGCCGCGCGGCCGCGCAGGUGUCGGUGUGGGACGGUGUGACCCCGCCCUCCAGCUGAGGCCACGCGCCCACCGCCGCCAUGGCCAGAGUGAAGCCCUCGUCCGUGGCGCCGACUCGGCUCGGCGGAGGUACAGAGUCGGACACAGAGUCCAACCACAGCCGAAAGACGACCAGCUCGCGAGUGUCGUCCACGCUGAUGAUGACCAUACAGUGCUGCCGCAUCAAUCCCGUCUCCAAGAUCGGCCGGCGCAUCUACAUCACACAGAUGCUGCUGCUGCCGUUCAUCCCGAUCGUGGCGCUGAUCGUGCAGAACAUUUACUCCAUGUCGGCGGUGGUCAUCUACCAGCGCGGCAUGCUCGAGGUCAAACACGCGAUUGAGGAGACGACCGACAUCGGCCUGCUGCUGACGGCGCUGCAGCUGGAGCGAUCCGAGGUGGCCUUCUACAUCUUCACCAACGGCAGCACGGCGCGCGACUUGGCCAACCUGCAGUCCUCCUCGGUGGUGCCCAACGCUAUCAACCUGGCCAAGAAGGAGAAGCAGCUGGAAACGAACAG